CCAAUGAAAUGGGACUUUUGGGCUUUUCCACGAUUGUCGUGAAGAGCAGCGUCUUUACUGUUGGCAGUUCGUACCUCAUCUGCUACAUUACACAGGGGAAGGCGUACUUGACGUGGCUUAGUAGAGGCGAUCAUACCUCCCCCAUAAUUGUCUGGUCAAGUGUGUAUAACCACUACGACAUGCAGCCACCGUUUGCAUUUGGUGGUCUUGAGUUGGUGAACCUCACCGUUAGUGAACAGGCGCAGGCGGGUCGUCCUAUUAAUCAAGGGCUCGGUGGUGCCAACACCAUUUUUCUCAUCCCCUGUAGGGGAACCGGUGCAAACUGCGGUGGGACCGAUAAUCUACCAGAGUUGUGCGCCAGUCAACCGCCAGACAGCAUUUUGUUGAAUAAUCUGCGCGGUGUGAUGACGAUGUCUGUUACGGGUAGUUUCACAGUGCCGUAUGUACCCUCGCCCAACGGUUACGCCAUUUGCGUUCCAUAUUGCUACGAUGCAUCUGUGGGAUGCGGCACGAGUGUGGAGAUGUCAUACACGGUUGUGACGGACGACAAAUCUACGCCAGUUAUCAAUUUUGGUGAGGCCAAUCCAAGUUCCUACAGCGUUACUCCCGCAGCGCCACAGGCACGUGAGUUGAGUUACAUGCUGCUGACUGGUAGAGACCUGACUGAUAGGGAUGUAGUUCGUGUUAUUCGGAGUGGGAGUACAUGUGGGUCUCCGGCGGCGCCGUUACUGACCAAUUUAAGGCUUAUCCGUCUUGUGGCCGUCAGCGAUACUCUUGUGAAUGUCACGUUUAUUGCACCAGAACUCAUCACACAACAGAUGCGAGGUAUUGUAUGUUAUCGCCAUGCAGGCAGUUUAUUAUGGUCUUCUGUAAGAAAGGACCCGGCGUUACCGAUGGAUGAUUUUGUUAUUGAUAUCCUGCAGCCAACCAGUUUUACGAUGGUCCCGGAAAGUCCGUCCACGGGGGAAUCUAUCACUCUUUUCUUUGUCGGGACUGGGCUGGAUGCUUCGACAGAUGAAGUAUUUUUGACAACAUCUCCAUACUGCAACGGCCUCUUGCCGGAAAUACCGCAGUUUCCAUGCAAAUUGAGUGGUGGGAAUCAACCACAGUGCGUUGCCAUAAUAGAUCCACCUUUGAAUCAGGGGCUGACGCUGCACAUAUGCUACCGCAAGGGCGGUCAGGCCAGUUACGCACGCAUAAAUGGCACUGUUGUCACACAGAGUCGUAAUCCCAUCUACACCAUCCGCCCGUAUCCGCUUUACGCCGGCCAGAAGGGGACGCUGACGUUUCAUGGGCGGGGGCUUUCAUUAAGGGACAGCGUCAACUUUCUUGUCAGUGGAUCAACCUGCGGUGAGGGUAGCGCCGUAAAUACGUUUUUUAUUGCAAACGGAGUGGAGUUGGAAGCCGGCAAAACGUACCAAUACGGCGUGGUUGGAAGUGGUAAGCAAUGUUUGCAGAUUUGUUACCGGAUUGCAGAUUCCACCACGUGGUCCAUUGCACGUCCAAGAACGAUGAUCCCUGUCGUGCCUACAUGUGAGGCAAAAAAUCUGUAUGUGAGCACAUUUAACCUGCGGUACACAUCGACAACUACCCCGAUCACUGCCAAGGAAACCGUCACAUUGACGUUCUUGCCGCCGCCGCCCUUGAAUAGCGCUGUGAAACUGGUCCGCAUGGAUGACAAGUGUGUUGUAUCAUUUUGCAAAAUCGGAGGUGUCACUACCACGGCGUGCGAAAUUGGGCAGAACGCAGAUGACUUCACGUCUGAUUUAACUGACAAUAAAGUCAACAUGAUGGCUGGUGCGGCAACCACAAGCUACAUUCUGUGUGUCUCGAGCUACGGGGAAAACUAUAUUCCUGUGCUACCGAGCGGGCAGGGGGAAACUUCCGUUGCCUUUGCGUUUGAGACCGCCGCUGCUAACCCAACACUGCAGAGUCACACACCCCAGCAAUGGCGAGUCGCGCUUGCGUCGCUGCAAACAAAGUUUGGGGGUCAUGAUCUCAACAGCACGACCGAUUCGGUGCUGGCGGUGUUAGGGGACGCGCUGCUGUCCACCACACCACGCGUGUGUCCACCUGCGACUGCAGUGCCGAGUACGGCUUUGUUGUCGACGCUCAUUCCGGGCCCCUCCACAACGACUACGACGGCAGCUUACAGUGGUUCCCAUCGCCGGUACACGGGAGACGUGGUGUACUUCUGUUAUCUAUGGAGUUCCGGUAAUCGCAUAACUUACACAGGCUCUCUCGCCUUUGCGGCCCGCCUGCCUUCGGAGAUGACGGCAACGACACCGUUGUCGGAUGGAUUUCGCGCCGGCGUCCCCAUCACGUUGAAUUUCACGUCCAACACAAGUGCACUGCAGCCGGAAAAUGACGAGUUGUUCUUUUACCGCUUUAAAUUGCCGUUCGCGUCAGGCAGCAAUUGUUACUGCGGUGCCGAGUGUCCGGCCAGAGCGCUUGUGUCGUACCCAACUGUCCCGUUAACACCCGGGGCCUCCCCCACUGAAGUUCUCUGGAAAAACCCGCAGGGACUGGACAAUUACAACUACGACGCCAUCUAUGUUGUCUGCUACAAUGCCUACGGGGCCGGAAGCCCAUCGUACAUGGGCCGAUUGACUGUUGGUAUGGCACAGCCAACGUUUUACACGGCCACCAGUGCAGAUGUUUUUGUUCGCGUUGGUUCUCCCAUAACAGUGACGGCCGUUCAACGCUGUACGGGUGCGGGUUGUCGUCAAUUGAGCACCGACAAUGACAUGCGUCUUAUUCCCGUAGAAAAACAAUGCUUUCAGGUGAAUGAUUCCACGGUUUUUGCAGAAGUUGAGUUCAUUGGGAACGCGACGUCGGAUGGAACAAAUUAUGUUCAACGUCUGGUGGUCAAUCAGAAUGGUGAAUACCGCGUGUGUUACCGUCUUGAAAGCUUUUACCGGGAACUGACCCCUUCGGUUGCGGCUUCCCCGAAACCAUUGGCUGUGGGUUUAGCCGAUCCUGCCAGUUUUACUACCAUACCUGCGUCGCCAUCUGCUGGGCAAUUCACUUCGGUGCAAUUGUCAUGUUCUCACAGUGUCUGCACGGUUUGCACCACAGUGCGGCUUGUACCAGGCAACAUGGCGUCUUGCUGGAUAAAUGUCGAUGGCACCUUCUCAAGUGACACAUGCCGGACGGUGACGCUGGUGGAGUUUUGGAACCAAUAUUUACCGCAGGGAACAUUUACAGUCUGCUACGGUGCCUCGAUUGAAAGCAGUCGUCGUGUGCCUGGAAUUCUUGUCGUGGCAGCUGCAAAUCCCUCGACAUUUACGGCAUCACAUGCGAACAUCUUUGUGAAUCAAGUCUCUGAAGUGACACUUACUCUGGUGGGUACCGGACUGACAACAAGCGACCAGAUCUUUCUUCUUACAACCAUAGGAUACUCUUGUCAUGAUCUUACGACGGGGGAAUUGCAGAGCAAUGGAACUCUGAGUCAGUGGUUUGCGCCGAGCAUAAAUCCGAACCCGCUAAUUAUCAACGCCUUAGGGACCACGGCGGAGUGGAAUGCCUCGGAUCGUGAGCAUCGCUUUGGUGCUGGCCUACUUUCCGAUCCCUUCUUUUGUGAUCAUCCCGGUCAAUACUGCACCCUGCAGCUUUGUUACAUGCGCAGUGGUACCACCUGGGCUCCCGUGCCGUUUGAAAAUCAACCGCCUCUCCGUCUAUUACCGUCGAAUCCGACGAGUGCUUUCUUUGAUAAAUAUCCACUGGCUGUUGGUAUGUAUUCUGCUGUCACCGUUUUUGGAAACGGCCUGGCCGCUGCGAAUGUAGUGACAGUGCGAAAAAAUACAUGCGGUGGCGAAGCCGUCACCGUUCCUGUUGGUACUGCAACUGUAACUGCGGAUGGGAAAAAAUGGGUUGGUGUGGUGCGCUUCACUGGAGAUGGGGCAACAAACUAUGCGGUCUGCUAUACGUGUGGAACCGCCACAACGGAGAUCGAUGAUGCGCAUGCAGGGCCUCAGGGUGUUAUAUUGGUGCUUAGUGAGUUGUACUACCUGUACGACCCGGCGAACUUCACGGAGAAUCACGUCUUGGCGAUGUAUGAGGAACUGAUGGUUGGGGGUACAUUUGCCAGGGAACCGGUCAAUGAUCUUUCGUCGGCUGAAUUGAUAAGUGCAGAAACGGAGUGCAACUACUUGCCUUACUACAUCGAAACCGGAAAGUCUCCCGAGUUUAGUGUCCUGCUGAAACUUCAACGGCUAUCGCCGAAUUACUUUGGGGCUCGUUUCACUGUCGAGGCAGGAACGUAUGCGCUGUGUUUGCAGGUAAAUUUGGGACUAUUUCGCGUCGUACGGAAUCCGGACGGUGCGUUGCUCACCACCACGUCGGCAAACCCGCCGGAGUACACGUCGCAGCCCGACCUUCCUUUCCCCGAACAACCAUUUACGUUAACAUUCCCGCUGUUGAGCGGCGAUGUCGGGGAAAAUGACUCGAUACAUUUGAUAGAAGGUACGCUUUAUGACUGUGGUUUCCACAAUACCAGCAGCGUCGCUGAAUUUCCUGUUGUUGCUGACCCUUCCGCUACAAUUCCCACUGGAAUUGUCUCUGCGAUCUCGUUGCCCGCACGGCUGGUAGGCGUAUUUCUGACCGUGUGUUACCGGCGUACAGGUGGAACAUUUGCAACGGUACCACGAGACGGUCAGAUUGAUCAUAAUUUACAUCUGGUGGAACAAAUCCCAAGUGUAUGGACAACAGUCCCUGUGCAGCCGCAAGUCUCACGGACGCUGCAGAUCACGUUUAUUGGUGAUAAAAGGUUCCCUGACUUUCUGCAGACAACAGACCGCGCCGCUCUGGUGCUAGUAACGGGUGGUUCGGAUCCAACAUGCAGUGAUGCACCUGCCUUCAAGAGUGGUGACUUGGUAAAGAUGGGGGAGAAUACAAUGUGGGUCAUCUCUGCCGACCAGCUCAAGGAAGGGAAAUACAUUGUCUGUUAUACAUCGACUAGAAAUGGGGCACCUGUGCGUGUUAUGACUCCUCCUUACCUGACAAUUUACCCCACACAGUCGCCUUUAGGCAUCUUUAAAAACGACGGUGGUCCCGUUGAUGUGUACAGUGGGGAGCGUUUUUAUUUAAUGUUUGAUACGAAAGUUCCACUGGACCCCGUCCUCUUUUCAGACCCCGCCGCCAGUCAGAAGGACGCAGUGCUUUUUUCGACCAAAAUGGACUGCUCUUCGCCGCUUCCUUCAAGUGAAGUGGCAAGCGUUCCAGCAUCGUUUCAUUACAAACCCGUGAAGGUUAGAAAUCCCUCAGGUAUAAUCGCCCCAUAUUUGCAUAUCGUCAUUGUAACCACCGCAAAGAGUCUCUUUGUGUGUAUGCGACGGGUUGGUCGAAAAGAAGGGGAGGCAUUUUACAAAUUUGAGAUGAUUGGUGACAUGAAGGAUCCCGCCAUGGUGCAUGUGAGCGAAUCCCCGAUUGAAAGCUACGUGACACAACCUUUACUCCCGCGGGCGUGGGUCCCAUCGAUUGGCGUGACAACGACGUACAGCACUGGAUAUCACAAAGAAAAAAUGUACCAGCUAUUUUUUACUAAAAGCGCUGCAACUGUAGAAAUUGUGGAUAAUUGUUACCGUCCUACGGCAGAAGAAGCGGCAGAGGCACAAGGGGUUAUUUUAUUGGACACAACACUGCAGGUUAUUCUGGAAACGGGUCUUACACUGCUUCCGUUCCCACAAGCCGGUCACUUCCAGUUGUGCUUACAACUUAAAGGGAAUUCUCAGAAUGCCGCCUCCGUGCAUGCCACACCGUUGACUGUGUUGAAUCCUUCGCCUAUAAUGUACAUUGUACCGGAAAUCAUUGCAGUGGGCGCGACCUUUCAAAUGGCCUUUGUGGCGUUAGACAACAUAUUUGCCUCGUCUGUUAUAUCCGAUAACAUCGCGCAGGUGUUUGUUGCACCAUCGAAUGUGGCAAGGGGAGAAACGAUGCCGGAUUGUGCGAAUGGAGUGUCCCCCCCGAGUGGCGGCAGGACAAAAUUUGCCGAAUUCACCCCAACAAACGACACUUACGCGACGGUGCAACCACACAUUUUGGAAAAAGGGUACUUUUAUGUCUGUUUUCUUGUGUACGAUCAGCUUUCGUUCUUUCCUGUGCCCAACUCGGAGGGUGGUUUUCUCUUUUCCGUUGGUCUCACGGGUGCGCAGAGUUAUGUGGUGGUGCCAUCCCCCGCGUACAUGGGCGACAAGCUCAACAUCACUAUUCGUGGCAACGCAUUAAGCAACAGGGAUCAUGUGAAGAUUGUCGAUAUCACCGGUGACAAGGAGGGGACGGACCACAGUGCACGAUGCACGGCAGAGGCAGAAGACGCGGAUGCAGAAGAAAGAAAUGGGGCAAGAGGGAGUGUGGUGGAUGCGUUGAGUCCAACACUGGCGGAAUACAAACCACGUGUGAACAAAACAGGACUUUUUAUCCUUUGUUAUCAAAGUGCCCCGCUGCAAAAUAGUUGGAUUUGGGUCUCAGACUUGAACGACUUUACGGUUGGUCCACCGCACCCUGACGCGUACGCAGUGCAGCCGGUGCCGUUUUACGUGGGGGAAGUGGGUCUGCUGCGCAUUCAGGAUAGCCCCACUACCGGACUGCUUGGCGCCAACGAUGAGAUUAAACUUGUGAAACGUGGCAGUGGUGUCGCCGGGUUUGAUUGUUCUGAAGAUGCUGAAGCAAGUCCAGACAUCGGGAGACUUGCGCGCAUCGCGGCUGGGAGCAGCAGGACGACUGCCAAAUAUGAACUCUGUGCAUUGGCGGCGACACGAGUGACAGUGUGUUACCGUCUUGAGCAUGGUGCAUGGGCCGAAGUUCCGUUGCGUGUGCCUCCACCGUUUUAUCUCUUUGAGCCGGUUGUCUUUGUUGCAAGCCCCUUUGAAGGUCCUACAGCCACCCCUUCGGCACCACGACCAUAUGAACCAUUUGAAAUGUCCUUCACUAGCAAAGAAGAAAAGGUGACGGUGAAAUAUGUGGGCUUUGCACCAGCCCCGCAGCCACCAUGUGCACCAAAUCCGCCAUAUGUAACGCCUGUGUAUUACGUGAAGAAUGCGGCCACAGCAAAUUCAUUUACGGUUGCACUUCCGAAGUCGGGUGCGUAUCAGUUGUACCUUGGCCCCUACGCAGCGGAGGGAGACCCGCGCAUUGAGCACGAGCAGAUCUUCACAGUGGCAUCCUGCGACCCGUGUUCCUUUACUCCAUCGUAUUCGUUCAUUUCUAACAAUGUGUCAUUGACAUUUCCAAGCAGCAGUGGCGGGAGUCUCAGUUUGGCUGACACCGUGCGUCUCGUCCCAGUCAGUCAAGGGGCAAUGGGUAACCCGUGCGCUGCACCAACGGGAGCCUUUGCAUCCGUAACACUAGAAGCGAAUACGACGGUAAGUACAGUUGCCGCGACCGUGUUUGACCUCUUCACGGGCAGUACAGAAGCAUCGCUUGGUGAUUACUACGUUUGCUACCGUAAAGGGAGAGGCGACUCGAACUACGCCAUUGUGACGAAUAAUAAUGGCGAACUCUUGACCUUUUCCAUCUACCCUGCGCUUCCAAGUGAGACCUCUGUGUGUCAGGCUCGCCCAUUCUUUUUGGAGACGGUGACUUUUAAUUUCUCGUUUGCCAGCUCUGCGUACCCUAAGCUUGCAUUCUCCGACAUGGAUGAGUUUCUGCUGCUUCCCACCGAUGUUGUUUGCGGCGCUGCAGGAUCCGCUACCGCCAAGGGUGUUAUACGUCCUGUACUACUAAGCCUUGUGGCACGUAAUUUGGCGAUGUGGUUGGCAUUAUUGCCCAAUGGACACACAACCACAAGUUACCAGAUAUGUUUUCGUCUUGCUGCAGAUGCCGUGGCUCGAGUGGUGCCACCAUCCACGAUCACUGUUGCCCCACAAGACCCGGUACGAGUCGUGACGGUGCCAUGGCAGAUUAAACCAGACACUGAAAAAUUUCAAAUGCUGAUUUACGGCAUGCAGCUUUCGGCGAAUGAUGAUGUUUAUGUUGUAGAUGCCUCAGAGCGGUGUGAUGAACGAUGUGACGAGAAGCUUAACCCAACGCCGCUGGCUUCCGCCGUGUACACAAAAAAUUUUGUAAAUAACACCCUUGUGGAACUGGAAUUUACACAGGCCCUUAAGGAGAGUGUCGCGAUGGCUGUGUGUUACCGCCGCGUAAACCAGUUACUGGUGCGAUUGGCACUGUUCUACGUUGGAAGGACAAACCCGGAAAAGUACAGCACAAACUUCGUCCCACGUGUGGGCACACGGCCGACACUCACCUUUGUUGGCACUGACUUAACGGCAUUAGAUCGUGUCUUCAUUCUUCCGGAGGGGAUAAACUGUGACGAAAGCUAUGCGGUGGCUGUGGGGACGUUGGUGGAUGCAACGUCGGGUGGGACAAGUAGGUUUUACAUGCCUCUUGUUGGUCAUGUUGUGGUGGGAAUCGGGGAAUAUGGCGUGUGUUACUUUCUCCAUGGCAGUGCGGGUUAUGCGCUUAUGUCGGAGCCGUUUCAGGUGCAGGCUGGUGGCCCAUCGCGUUUCAUUACGAGCAACACGCCAAUGAGGGCACGGGCCACUGAAGUCACAUUUGAUUACACGCCCUACACAAGUCAAGCUGGGGAUAUGGCAAUGGUUGCGUGUGCUGGCUGUAGCUGCUGGAGCGGAAAUGCUGCAGUGCUGCCGUAUGGCAAUCCGCAAGGGACCGUCGAGGCGAAAGGAGAACAAAUUAAACUUCGAGUGGGCAUAACGAGCGCCGAUUCCUACGCCGUGUGCUACCGUGUGUUUGACAGUGGCUAUGCGCAGGUCGGGCUGCAGCCAAUUCGGGUGAUUGAUAACUCGCCUGCUGCCUUCAGCAUUUGGCCCAUACCAACGUUUCAAGGACAGCGGCUACUCGUCACCGUGACGGAUUUUGUGGGGAACUUUCUUAGCAUGAUGGAGGAGACCAAUAGGGACACGGAAGGAAGAAACAUGCUUCAACAAGCCCCCAAUCCACAGGACGCAGCGAUGAUCGUCGAGGCAAUUCGCCUUUGCUGGGACACCGUCGCCUUGAAUCCGAACGGCAUCCUUGCAGGCCCUUCAGAAGUCUCGCGUACCACCCCCAACGAAAGCCUCUGGCGAGGUCAUGUGCCUUCACUGGGUCCUGGUGCGCUGCCACUGAGCUCAUUCCCCAUGUUGUUCAUGCUGUGCUACCGUGAGCAUGGACAGGAAGAGUUUGUUGUGGUGCCGUUUCCUCCUGAGCCCAAUACGAUGCUUCCUGCGAAUCCCUCCAGUUUCUUGACUGUGCCUCCGGACGUCUUUAGUGGGAUGAUUCAUAUUCGCAUGACAUUUCCUGAUGCGGCGGAAAAUGACACCGCCUUCGUUGUUGAAUACCCCGGCGAUACCUUGCGGACGAACCAUGCAUGUGAUGAUACGAAGUCGAAAAUAAUAGCAGCUGAAGGCCCCGCGUUCCCGUCGUACAUCUUUAGUCUUCCACCGCAACUUACGGCUAAAUCUGCGGUUGUUUGUUACGUGCGUGCGGAUGCCACCGUGGCAGAAGUGCCACAAUUAUUGAUUUUGACGACACCGAACCCUGCUGACUAUCUCAUCGAACCACCUGCGGGGACUGAACGGCAACGGCAAUAUCUUGUCUUUGAAUUCACCGGUACGGGCCUCAACCCCACAACAGAUGCCGUUGUUUUCACCGAAGUGCCAUGCGCAAACAGUCCAACGUGGCCACCCGUCUCUGCAUCAUCUGUGCGGCGCGCAAGUUUUCUUGCCGCCACCCCCAGCACACAGGAGGGGACAUCACUGACGAUGGUUGCACAGUUUGUCCAGAAUGCGCAAAGGAUGAUCUUCGUUUGUUAUCGCCGUGGAACCAUCUGGAGUGAAGUGGAUGGGCCACUGUUACUCAACAGCCCUCUCCCCAUCAGCUUGACGCUAGUUCCGCCUGUAGGCAGAGCACGCGUUGGACAGAAUGUGCAGAUUCAACUACAAGGCACUGAGGGAAAGAAACUUGUGCGUGCGGCAGUCAUCUCCGCCCAUGACUCCAGCCCAGAGUCGUGGUGUCAAAACUUCACGGCGGCCAGAGUCCAGGAGCCGCUGCUCACAAUUGUCAGCGACACACAGCUCAGCGUACCGAUAUGGCAAACUGCCGGUCCUGCACGUGUCUGUGUAAGGUACGAAGGCAUGGCGUGGUCAGAUGUUGCUCUAACCGCUACCGGUCCCGUUACUGAUGUCGUUGUGGAAGGCCCUAACCCAUCGUCCAUGCGGACAUUUCCCAAUCCACCCCGCGUGGGCCAACAGGUAACGUUGACAUUUCAACUUUCGGAACCGCCAAGCGCGGAUGAUCGCGUGCGAAUCACUACACCAGAACGUGACGUGGCAUGCGAAGACACGCAUACCGUCCCCGGCUUUUCAGAAAAUAUGCCAGUGUCGCCUAAUGUCGAGGCAAUGACCUCCAGCAUUACUCUUAUAGAUGGCACGGAUCCGUUGGCAUACCGAAGUUUUAACCACACUGGACAGUUUCGAGUUUGCUAUUACAGUGCCGCAGCAAGGGUGUGGAGCAUUGCGGGUGGAUCAGUGGUUGCGAGCAUUAUCAAUGUAUUGCCGAUGGCUCCAGAGAACUGGAAAACGAGCAGUGGUAUGGAUCCCGUCUUCGCUGAGCCUUUUGAACUAGUCUUUGAGGACAGCUUGGGUAGUUUGGAUGCAUCCGGUGACUCUGCAUGGUCUGCGCCGCCGCAACAAUCAUGCGGCGUCGAUCCUGUCGAAUGUCCAGGGUGCAUUAUAUUCGAAUUGGACAAGGAGAAAUCUACUGCAAAGCGUGUUGUCACAAAACCGGCAGCCUCUUUAGUUGUAGGCGACGUUAAUCUUUGUUACCAGCUGCGUGACGCCACGGCGGCGUUGAUCCCACCACCAUUAAUUAUACAGGAGGGUGAGAUACGGUGUGUGCAAGAAACAGCAGUACGAGUUGGUCAACAACAAAAUAUCACAUUUGAAAAGAAGCCUGGUGUCGAUGUUACAGAUGACAGUUGGCGUGUAUCCUUUUUUGGUACUACUGCGACAAGUUGCAGCAGUGGCUAUGUCCCUGAUUUUGUAGCAGGCAGAGCCCAUAUCAUUAGUUUCAAUUCAACUGCUGUGACAUAUACUUUGGAGUGGCCCGUGUCCAUGGUGUCCGCGAGGUACCUCAUUUGUUAUACGCAUAAUGGUGUUGCACGGACUGUUUGUACAUGUGAACAGAUUCACUCCAGGACAGGCGAAUGCUAUUUGUCAACGCUUCAGGCCUCACCACUUUGGUUCGUUCCAAGCCCGGAUCCAACGUACGUGGGACAAACGAUACAGUUGCAGUUUACACUGGAUGCCUCCAUGAUAAACUACCCUGUCACGAGGGUGAAGCUUGUGCCGUAUGUGAAUCUACUUACGGUAUGCACCGAUCAGGAAGCGUUUCCCACUGGGGGGAAUGUACGUACAGUAACUCCAACUUUGUACGUCUUUCAGUUCAAGUAUAGCUACAAUCAGAGGCCGGGCAAAUUUAUUGUGUGUGUUCUCUCUCCGCAAUUGUCCGAGUUUUACGCCCGUGUCGGUACGGUGAACCCAGCAACAUCAUCUAAUCAACUUUGGGUACGGCCGUAUAUGGAGUUGACGACAUUCCCCAGUUCUGCCAACCUCAUUCGUGCGAUGCAGACGAUUCGUCUGACGUUUACACACAUAUCGUCUGACCCAGGUGAUGUCGUUGGAGCAGGGGAUCGUAUUACGUUUGUACCAUCGCCGGAAAACUGUGUUGAAUCCUUCAUUGAUACGACUCCUGCUGCGGAUGUUAUGGCACUUUUUAUGGUAGAUGACACUUCCUUCUCGACAGUGCCCGCGCCGGUACUGGAUCCGAGCAAUGUGACGCGCUCAUCUCAUGUCUUUGUGACAUUUGAUCCCACGAAUGGAUUGGGAAACCAUUUUGUCUGUUACAAACUGACUUACGGGACAUGGGCCCCGGUGACAAACUCCAUCGAUGUACUUCCCUCUGCCGUGACGAAAUGCGACCUGCCGCCAUCCACUUCACGCCCCGACCCUGGUAUGGGCCCGAGCUGGCGCGCGAUGCAGUACGUGCGAGCCAUCAUUGUGGGAACCAAAGAAACGAGCACCCUGCGCACGGACGUUGACGCGGUGCGAGUAGUGCCACAAGCAUCUCCUUGUAUUUCGGACGCAAGUGUCGUCUUUCAGUCUGGGGUCAGCAUUGAGGGCGAAGAAAACGCCGCCGUCAUUGCCUUUUCACCGAGAACGGGAAUCUUUAAAAUAUGUUACCGCAUUGGUGGGCCAAAUAGCAUGAUUGCCAAUUGGAGCCCUGUCUGUACUGAACUGACAUUCACGCAGCCAUCGCCAACAGGCACCUUCACGGGGUGUCUACGCCUUGGGCAGAGCCUCAUUGUAACAGCAUCGCAACAGGAUGGAUUUCAAUUUACUCUGAUGGAUACGUUCCGUUUUGUGGAUGGAGCGGAUCAAUGCCUUUAUGCCGACGGAAGCCAAACUGUUUCCGGCACCAUUGCAGUCGGAGAUGCAGCGCAGGCAAUUGGAGGAACACCGGUAACCACGGCUGGUGCCACAUUUGUUCUUCCCCCAGCUCUGUUAGGUACCGGAACCGUAUCCUUCCGUCUGUGUUUCAAAGACUCCGCGAAUAAUCAGUUUGCCGUCCCAAUAGACGCUACGGAUUCCACCAUCUCUGAAUUUGAUGUGGCCCCGCACCUUAUUGCAUCGGUUCUUUUGCAACACAGUAUCGCCGCGGGACAACGUGUCUUUAUAACGUUUGCUGCAAAUCCUCAAGUGGGAGUGUUAACGCCUUAUGCUGCGUUUCCACCCGUCCCCUUCUCGCCAGGACCCGUAUACGAUGGCAAUUUUGAUGCUGCCACAGCAAUUCGUUUUUCAUCGCCUUUUGCGUACCGUGAAGGACGCUGUUUUGUGGCAAAUCCUACUUUAAAUGGUGUCUAUGGAAACAGUACGCAGACAUUGGGUUCAUUUGAUCCCACGAUGGGUGGUUCAUAUGUCGCGUGUUACAGAUCGGUAAAUUGCAGUGUGGAAGAUGUGGGACUAACAUUUCUAGUCAGUGGA
Trypanosoma cruzi is the source of this 13037-nucleotide messenger RNA. RefSeq lists its product as uncharacterized. The annotation marks the transcript as partial. The record is from RefSeq and is a predicted model, not a curated record. The transcript has a single exon. NCBI's taxonomy places the organism in Eukaryota, Euglenozoa, Kinetoplastea, Trypanosomatida, Trypanosomatidae.